AUGUCUAAGACAAGUCUCAGUAAUAAAUUAUCCAUUAAAGAUGUCGAUUUAAAGGACAAGCGAGUUCUUAUUCGAGUUGACUUUAAUGUUCCAUUUCACGACGGAAAAAUAUCCAGUAAUCAACGUAUCAUUGAAGCUUUGCCAACGAUUAAUCAUGUCUUAGACCAUGGGGCGAAAGUCAUUAUACUGAUGUCUCAUCUAGGUCGUCCAGGUGGAAAAAAGAAUUCAAAACUUUCUUUAAGACCAGUUUCUGGGGAACUCGGUCGUUUAAUAAAUAAAGAAAUUCUGUUUCUCGAAGAUUCCGUCGGUCCUGAAAUAGAGAAAGCUGUGGCAAAUGUGACCGGAGGACAAGUUAUUCUUCUCGAAAAUCUUCGCUUCCAUAUUGAAGAAGAAGGUUCUACAAAAGAUGACCAAGGAAAAAAAGUAAAAGCAUCAGCAGAAGAUGUAGCUAAAUUCCGUGCUUCUCUAUCCAAACUUGGUGAUAUCUAUAUCAACGACGCAUUUGGAACAUCACAUCGUCCUCAUAGCUCCAUGGUCGGCGUUGAUUUACCAAUUCGUGCUGCUGGUUUCUUGCUAAAAAAAGAAUUAGAUUUCUUUGGCAAAGUCCUAGAAAAUCCCGAAAGACCGUUCUUGGCUAUUCUCGGAGGAAACAAUUUUUUAAUUGGAAAACUAUUAUUACAAUUAGGUGGCAUGGCUUUUACUUUCAAAAAAGUUCUUGAGCAUGUAGAGAUUGGAAAUUCCUUGUUUGAUGAGGAGGGAUCAAAAACAGUUGCUCAUUUGGUUGAAAAAGCCAAAACCAAUAACGUAAAUCUGGUCUUUCCGGUCGAUUAUGUGACGGCAGAUAAGUUUGACGAGAAUGCCAAUACUGGUUAUGCUACUGAUGAAACAGGCAUUCCAGCUGGAUGGUUAGGUCUUGACUCUGGUAAGAAAACGAACGAAAUUUUCAAGAAAACUAUCUUAGAAUCAAAAACGAUCCUUUGGAAUGGUCCAACUGGUGUCUUUGAAUAUGAAAAAUUUGCAGUUGGCACGAAAUCCGCCCUAGAUGCUGUGAUUGAAGCAACAAAUAAUGGUGCGACUACGAUUGUAGGUGGUGGUGAUACAGCCACUGCUGCAGCCAAGUGGGAUGCUGUAGACAAAGUUUCUCAUGUUUCUACAGGAGGUGGUGCCUCUUUGGAAUUGCUUGAAGGCAAAGAACUACCUGGAAUUUCUGCCCUCUCAUCUAAAUAA
This is a messenger RNA of Ambispora gerdemannii, 1227 nucleotides long. The record is from the annotation of a GenBank genome assembly. NCBI's taxonomy places the organism in Eukaryota, Fungi, Glomeromycota, Glomeromycetes, Archaeosporales, Ambisporaceae.